This is a messenger RNA of Sphaeramia orbicularis (orbiculate cardinalfish), 657 nucleotides long. RefSeq names its product relaxin 3b (gene rln3b). NCBI's taxonomy places the organism in Eukaryota, Metazoa, Chordata, Actinopteri, Kurtiformes, Apogonidae. The record is from RefSeq and is a predicted model, not a curated record. The transcript has 2 exons. The coding region runs from base 115 to 570 and encodes 151 amino acids. Gene Ontology annotation, molecular function: G protein-coupled receptor binding; hormone activity. Gene Ontology annotation, cellular component: extracellular region.
CCUUUUCUCAGGUUCUGAGGACUAUAUAAGUUGGGCUGCCCAAGGAGAAACACAAACCGCUACAUAAACAACUUACCCGGUUUACAAGAGCUUUACAGCAAUUUUAUUCACACCAUGUGGAAGGCAGCCCUUUUGACUUUAGGACUGUUGGUGGCACUUGUAGACAGGGUGCGGUGCAAUGAUAACCAUCCCUCUUUCUAUGGGGUGAAAUUAUGUGGAAGAGAGUUCAUACGAGCUGUCAUCUUUACCUGUGGAGGUUCUCGCUGGAGGAGAAGUGUAGGAGAUUUAGCUCUCCCUGGAGAAGAGACCUUUGACCCAUGGAACACAAAUCCUAUCCCUCAACUUGCUGGUAAACAGGAUCAUGCUGAGUCCAACAUAUGGAAAGAUCAGGCAAUUGAUGUUACAUCUGCAGCUGCUGGAUUCAGCCGCUCAUCUCGCUCACCAAUGUUAGAGGAGGUACUGGAGGCUCUACGAAGUGGAGAUAGGAAAGGUCGGGAUGUGGUGGUGGGACUGUCCAAUGCCUGCUGCAAGUGGGGCUGCAGCAAGAGUGAAAUAAGCUCUCUAUGCUGAACCUACUUUUCUUAACAUCUCAUCUUGUAAACAGUCCAGAGCUCUGGUUUCUCCCUUUUUAAAUAAUUCUUUUCUUUAUACAAACAA